Messenger RNA from Colletotrichum navitas, 671 nucleotides. RefSeq lists its product as uncharacterized. The record is from RefSeq and is a predicted model, not a curated record. NCBI's taxonomy places the organism in Eukaryota, Fungi, Ascomycota, Sordariomycetes, Glomerellales, Glomerellaceae. The transcript has 2 exons. The coding region runs from base 255 to 422 and encodes 55 amino acids.
CUCUGUUGGUACUGAUGUUGAACUCUACGCAGACCAGCUAGACGACUGGACCGUCACUGGUCAUACGGAUGUUCUGGGAAAUGGAGAGCUUUAGCACGGUACUUUAUAAGAUAUAGGUGCACCGGUCGACGCAGGUAAACGCGACUUGAUAUCUUCGGGAGAUAACCCUUUGCCGAAGCUGGAUGAACCUGCCGACUGAACACCCUGAGCCAUAGCGCUCUUGUUGAGCAAACUGGAUUUUGCGUCACAGUCGAAUGCUAGAACUCAGAUAUGAGGCUAUCUCAUACAUCGUUCAAAUCCUGUCACUGGGGUUGCCCUCAUGUUUCUUUACUUUCACUAAAGGCUUCCAUCAUGGGAUUCCCGCACUGGACAUUGGUCAUGGCGUGAGUCGCAAAGACCACGGUCAACGCCAUCGAAGAUGAGCAUUACAGAAUUGAUGGCAAAGGGGUGAAGGAGCCCCCUCGUGACAGAACCGGUUCAGGAGCCUAGAGAAGGCCCCUUUUUGGUACUUGUCUCCGGUGGCCAGAUAAAAGCACACUCGGUGAGAGGACGACGAGGCUCAGGAUGAGUUGCUGGCCGUAUGUUACACGAGUAUCGGGUGCUUGCGCACCUCCCAGGAGGAGAGGCUGGGCUGGAGGUCACGCUGUCAGUAGGGAACAACAGACCGAAGC